Molecule: messenger RNA, 949 nt
Organism: Cornus florida
Lineage: Eukaryota; Viridiplantae; Streptophyta; Magnoliopsida; Cornales; Cornaceae
Product: protein DMP4-like
Exons: 1
Coding region: 1-624 (207 amino acids)
Biological process (GO): endomembrane system organization
Source: RefSeq, a predicted model, not a curated record
AUGCAGAUUAAAGUGGAAAAUGAGGAAUCCCGGAAUUGUGAUGACCAAAAGCUCCCUCUCCUACUACGUGAAGCAAAAAAGAUAACCCUCAUACAGAGAGCCAUUAGCCAGACAUUUCGGAGCACGGCUCAUUUAGCCAAUCUUUUACCUACUGGAUCGGUUUUUGCAUUCCAACUUUUGUCACCUAUUUUCACAAACCAAGGCGAGUGUGACUCUGUCAGCCGGUCCUUGACUGCUGGGCUAAUAGCUCUCUGUGGGCGGUCAUGUUUUCUAUUGUGCUUCACCGACAGCUUCAAGGAUAAGAAUGGGAAUGUUUGUUAUGGGUUCGCCACAUUUUGGGGCAUGUGGGUCAUUGAUUGCUCAGCAAAUCUACCACUAGAAAUUGAUGCCAAGUACCGACCACAAGUUAUCGAUUUUAUACAUGCUUUCAUGUCAAUACUGGUUUUGGGAGCUGUUACACUCUUUGAUCAAGAAGUGGUGAACUGCUUCUACCCUAUGCCAUCAGAUGAGACAAAAGAGCUCCUCACAGCAAUGCCAAUCGGGAUAGGGGUCAUUUGCAGUAUGUUGUUUGUUGUGUUCCCUACCAAACGCCACGGAAUUGGUUUUCCCCUCACUGCUAAUUAGAAUUUUCUCCGUGUUAAAUUCAUACCAGUAUAGUUCCAUUUAUCUUGUCAUUGUAAGACAUUUCUCAAGUGUCUGAAUUAUUCUUCCUCCUGUCAAUUUGAAGUUGAAAAAUAAGAUAUUACCCUGCAAUCAAACCACUAUAUUAGUCAGAUGUAGCCAGUCCAUGCCCUGAAAGCAUCAUUGUGGAGAAUGAUAACAUUGAUGGUGCAAGGUGAUAAGCUAGUGUAGUUCUAGGAAAGAAUGUAAACGUACAUUUUACUAGGGGUGCAUAAAGAACCGGAACCGGAACCGGUUCCGAUUUCGGUCCCGGUUUCGAAUUUAUGAA